Medicago truncatula (barrel medic) is the source of this 1549-nucleotide messenger RNA. Its product is annotated as vacuolar protein sorting-associated protein 32 homolog 2. Gene Ontology annotation, biological process: late endosome to vacuole transport via multivesicular body sorting pathway; vesicle budding from membrane. Bases 228 to 896 code for a protein of 222 amino acids. The record is from RefSeq and is a predicted model, not a curated record. Gene Ontology annotation, cellular component: cytoplasmic side of plasma membrane; ESCRT III complex; multivesicular body. Lineage: Eukaryota; Viridiplantae; Streptophyta; Magnoliopsida; Fabales; Fabaceae. The transcript has 8 exons.
ACUAACUAAUCCGUGUGGGUCGCGCUUAGUAGAAGGGAGUAAGCAAGUAUCCUUCGCUUUCGUUUUUCUUCUCUUGUUGAAGUACCCAUCGCAUUCGCACGCGUUUUCAUCUCAAUUCGUUUUCUUUUCUUCUCUAUUAUCAUCUUCUCCGUUUCUUUCCUCUUAUUCCAAACCCUAAUUUUCAACAGGAAGACCGGGUUUCAAUUCAAUUUCAUAAUUCUCACAAGAUGAAAUCAUCCAUGUUUUCAAAGCUUUUUGGUAAAACUAAACAGGAUCAACAAGCCAAUACUCUAUCAACUUUAGAAAAAUUAAAUGAGACACUUGGAAUGCUAGAGAAAAAGGAGAGCGUGCUUCUUAAAAAGGCUGCAGCUGAAGUUGAAAGGGCUAAAGAAUUCACAAGAGCCAAGAAUAAAAGGGCGGCGAUACAAUGUUUGAAAAGGAAAAGGCUAUAUGAACAGCAAGUAGAGCAGCUUGGAAACUUCCAGCUGCGUAUUCAUGAUCAGAUGAUAAUGCUGGAAGGUGCCAAGGCAACCACAGAAACAGUAGCCGCAUUGAGAACUGGAGCGGCUGCUAUGAAGACUAUGCAACAAGAAACGAAUAUUAAUGAUGUUGACGCAACCAUGGAUGAGAUUAAUGAACAGACUGAGAACAUGAAACAGAUUCAGGAAUUAUUGUCAGCUCCAAUUGGUGCAGCUGCUGAUUUUGACGAGGAUGAACUGGAAGCAGAACUUGAAGAGCUAGAGGGUGCUGAGUUGGAAGAACAGCUUCUUCAGCCUGCAAUUACAACUCCAGAAGCCUCGGUGCAUGUCCCAGCUAGGCGGCCUACUCGUCCGGUGCAUACAAAGCCCACUCCUGAGGAAGAAUUGGCAGCUUUGCAAGCUGAGAUGGCACUUUGAGCAGGUCAGAAUUUUGCAGGCAUUGAUGAUGAGAAUGAUACGGGGCAUACAUAAGAAUUGGAACCAGUGACUUGGAGAAUUCUGCCUCUCUCUGUCACUUUUAUCUUCGGAAAUUAUUGAACGGAGGAUGCACAUGUAGAUUAUAGAUAUUGAAAAUUAAUUUUGCCUUUGAUGUCACCUUGCUAGAUUUUUUUUUUUACGCAAAACAAAAUCAAGACAAUUCAUUCAAUAAAAUGUUCCAAAUACAAUGAUUAAUAAACGUGAAAACGUUGCGAGUAGCAUAGUUGGUACUCUGAUAUUAGGGUUGAGCACCGGCCGGUUUACGGCCCAAAAAUGGCACAGUAGAUGAAACCGAAGUCACCAAAUUGAGACCCAAAUUCGACCGUUGAUUGGCUCGGUUUUGGCGGGUUUUGGAUGUGUAGGUCGGUUUGUCCGGGUGGGUUGGAUUGGUUAUGGGUCUCAACAAUGGAAAAAAAAUGUAGAGAAAUAGAAAGAAGAGGUGAAUGACUUGGCAAAAAACCGGAGAAAGCUUCUCUCGGGUGCUUGUUUCUUUGUUUCUCUUUUCUAGAGGAUGCUUGCUUCUUCUCUCUUGUAUUCGUAAGCUCAAGUAUCAAUGUAUCAUUUCUUGUAAUGAAGAGUAAAUUAGAUAUUCA